This is a messenger RNA of Rhagoletis pomonella (apple maggot), 1139 nucleotides long. RefSeq names its product E3 ubiquitin-protein ligase Iruka-like. The coding region runs from base 561 to 1139 and encodes 192 amino acids. The transcript has 2 exons. The record is from RefSeq and is a predicted model, not a curated record. Gene Ontology annotation, molecular function: ubiquitin protein ligase activity. Lineage: Eukaryota; Metazoa; Arthropoda; Insecta; Diptera; Tephritidae.
AACACUUCCCAAGUGGAACCCAAUGGGUCCAUUUUAGCAGUUCAGUGGUUCCGCUAUAUAUCUUUAAAAUUCUUUAAAUAAAAAUAUUUAACAAUUCAUGUACAUUACAUUGUUUAAGAACUUGCGCAGUGACAGGGGGCGUCGCCGUACAUCGAAAAAUCGGUUUUAUUUAUAAAUUUAAUAACAGUGUCGUAAAAGCGAAAAAUCAGUAAAUUUCGUCAUACCCAAAGAAACAACAAAUUCGCUUAAUACUGUGACAACCGCUGUCUGACGUAUAGGAGCUAGUGGAACGUAAAUAGCACACUGAACGCAUUUCGGGACGAAAAAACGUAAGCACCCAUAAAAACCGAGGAGCACGAAAAAUAACUAAUUUUUGUAUCAUAUACAAUUGAUAAGGAUUUAUAUAUCGAACUGACAAGUUUGAUGUUCAGUAAUUAAAAAUUUCCUGUGGACAGAAGACAACGUAAGACCCCACACCGCCAGAAAGCACGGAAGCCGCUUCAGAGGCUGACGCCAGUACGCCUGUCACUGAACCAGCGGAAGUUUCCAACCAAACCAAAAUGGCCGAAGCUGUCGUUGAUGAGCGUCCGCCGCUCACUACACGUUUCUAUUGCCAUAUGUGCAGCAUGGAAGUAAACAUUCCAAACACCGAUUUCACCUGCCCACACUGUUCUGGCGGAUUUGUUGAAGAGUUGCCAUCUGUACCGAGUACAACGAGCGCCAGCAGCAGUACUUCUAGUCUGGCUGAUGGCCCCAGCAAUGCUGGUAGCGAUGCACUUGGUCUAAAUCGUCUAGUUGAUUUGGAUGUCAUUCGGGGCGAAAUUGAAACACUGUUAAUGUCACGGAACGGACCUAUAGAAAUUGCCAUCGGCCCGGCGAAUAGGCGCAAUAGCAUGCUUUUGGGCGGCGGAGCUGGAGGCACAAAUGCAGGCAGCAACAGCAGUGGAAACGGGAGCUCUGGUGGUGGUCGCGUACACCCACCCAAUUUGGGAAGUUUGGAUACUGUUCUCCUUGAUUUUUUGCAAUCCCUUUCAGGGGGUGAUGACGGGUAUUUUGGCAAUGCUCCAAUGUUUUUCAUGGGCAAUCCCGGCGAUUAUGCGUGGGGUCGUGCAGUAAUUGUAACAAUAGUCAUACGAUGA